Cariama cristata (Red-legged seriema) is the source of this 1752-nucleotide messenger RNA. RefSeq names its product ring finger protein 13 (gene RNF13). Gene Ontology annotation, cellular component: nucleoplasm; cytoplasm. The record is from RefSeq and is a predicted model, not a curated record. The transcript is spliced from 6 exons. NCBI's taxonomy places the organism in Eukaryota, Metazoa, Chordata, Aves, Cariamiformes, Cariamidae. Gene Ontology annotation, molecular function: ubiquitin protein ligase activity. The annotation marks the transcript as partial. Gene Ontology annotation, biological process: positive regulation of DNA-templated transcription; protein ubiquitination; ubiquitin-dependent protein catabolic process.
GUUUUAAAUGCACAGAGAGCUGGGUACAAGGCGGCUAUAGUUCACAAUGUUGAUUCUGAUGACCUCAUAAGCAUGGGAUCCAACGACAUUGAGAUUUUAAAGAAGAUUGACAUUCCUUCUGUCUUUAUUGGCGAGACAUCAGCUAAUUCUCUUAAAGAAGAAUUUACUUAUGAAAAGGGUGGCCAUGUUGUGUUAAUCCCAGAGUUCAGUCUUCCUUUGGAGUACUACUUAAUCCCUUUCCUAAUAAUUGUAGGGAUCUGUCUUAUUCUCAUCGUCAUAUUUAUGAUCACAAAAUUUGUGCAAGACAGACACAGAGCAAGAAGGAACCGACUUAGGAAGGAUCAGCUUAAGAAACUUCCUGUACAUAAAUUUAAGAAAGGAGAUGAAUACGAUGUAUGUGCCAUUUGUCUGGAUGAAUAUGAGGAUGGAGACAAGCUCAGAAUCCUUCCAUGUUCUCAUGCGUAUCACUGCAAGUGCGUGGACCCCUGGCUGACAAAAACAAAAAAAACAUGUCCCGUAUGUAAACAGAAAGUGGUCCCUUCUCAGGGGGACUCUGACUCUGAAACAGACAGUAGUCAAGAAGAGAACGAAGUAUCUGAAAAUACUCCUUUGCUUAGACCAUUAGCCUCAGUUAGUACUCAGUCAUUUGGGGCUUUGUCAGAAUCUCAUUCCCAUCAGAACAUGACCGAGUCCUCAGAAUAUGAGGAAGAUGACAAUGACAAUAUUGAUAGCAGUGAUGCAGAAAAUGGAAUAAAUGAAGAAAGUGUAGUGGUUCAACUACAGCCCAAUGACGAAAGCGAGUACAGAGUGGCAAAUACUGUUUGAGACUACUAAUGAUGAAUAGUGUAUGAACAAAAGAGUUCUUAAGGCUAUACUUUACAAACCUUUAUGUAGGGAGUAUAUUUUAAUCUGUAAUCCAUUUGGUUUCUUCAAUAGGAGCAGCAGUUCAUGUAGUGGUACUAUUGUUAGAUCAUUACUGAUAGAUUUAUUUUUGAUUCAGGUAUCAGUCACACGUUCUGUCUUCUCAAAAUGAAAAGUUUAACUGGACUUCACGAUGUUAAUGAAUAAUGUUAAUAGUUUAUAUAAAUAGAAAUAUCACACAGACUCUAAAUGUAUCUUGUUGAAAUGGGAUUUAUCUGGAAGUAAGUUUUUUCCAUUUUGUAGCUACAACCGGGUCAUACCGAUAGCAAUAUUUAUUACAUGUAUGGUAUGUGUUACCCCUUAAGCCCAACAAAAAAUGUAUUUGCAUGUUUGUAGAGUUUUUCUAAAAACUGUCACCACUACUGAAAGAAAAGUGUAGAACAGACCAAUAUUCUAUGUGCUGGUAUAUCAGAACAAAGCAGAAGAAAUUCCACUUUUAUCUCGAAGCAGCAGUGAUUCCAAAUAAUCCUUUGGAGUUUGCCACAGUAGCUGAGUUUAAGCAGUUCUAUUGAGCGAAUCCUAGGAUGAGGAAACUUAGAAUAUACAUUUAGUUUUGAGCAGUUCACAAGGUAAGAUCCACCAUAAGCACAUUACUUAUACCUACUUGCUACUACAAUGUAGUCUGAUUUCCAGUGAUGAUGUGGGAGUUGGGCAGGGGUGCGACCAAAACAGAGGUUUUGUUCCACAUAGAAAAAUAAUUUUAGGUAAGUAUUCUAUUGAUCCUCAACUCAUAUACCUCUUACUAAAGAGCAUUUUAUGCUGCAUUAGUCUGCUAAACUAUGUAUAUAAAAAAAUUGUUCUUUUCAAAUACCUGAUUUGAAAACAAGUGCU